AUGGCUCGUGAGGACUCCCAGCUGCUCAUGGAAGACAUGAAGGUAUUCAUCGUUGUCAAGAGCCAGCUGGUUCCAUGCGUCGUGUGUGCGCUGACCAAGCCACACAAGAUGCGUUACCAACUGCUGAAGUGCUCCUCGGAAACAUGCAAGGAAGCAGCACCGUAUGACGAGUGUCUGUGGAAGGGGAAGGUGCUUACGUACCAAGGUUUGAACCGCGUGACGAUCACGGAGACCGUUGCUCACGAGACACUGGGUUGA
Molecule: messenger RNA, 258 nt
Organism: Phytophthora nicotianae INRA-310
Lineage: Eukaryota; Oomycota; Peronosporomycetes; Peronosporales; Peronosporaceae
Exons: 2
Coding region: 1-258 (85 amino acids)
Source: RefSeq, a predicted model, not a curated record